AUGUAUCUUUCCAGUUUUCUCAUCGUGACCAUCACCCCCGUCAACCCACUGCUAGGUGCAUCGGACAUCCCUACGCUACAUGCUACAGUGCAGAACACGGCUCAGCACCCUCUGACCAUCCUCACUUACAACUCCUUGCUCGACAACGCAGCUGGAGUGUUGGGCAUCAUCCAUGUGACCGAUACCUCUACAGGAGAGGAAGUCCCCUCCGACGUUGUCCAGUUCCAAAGAGUCUGGCCACCACCAAAAGAUGCUUUCGUCGAGAUCGCACCGGACAGCCAAAUCGAGGUCGACAUACCCUUAAGAACACACAAAUUGGAAGCAGGCAAGAAAUAUGAUGUUGUUGCCAAGUGGACAUGGCAGGGUCUGUGGGAAGGAAGCGUUGACGCUGCGAUGCAAGUGCUCUCCACGGGUGGCACUGCGGCUGAGGCGGGGAACGGUGCUACAGCCGAGGUCAAAAUGGACGGCGUCUUUGAGGUCAAGGCAGAGGUCAAGGCACCUUGA
Endocarpon pusillum Z07020 is the source of this 504-nucleotide messenger RNA. RefSeq lists its product as uncharacterized. The record is from RefSeq and is a predicted model, not a curated record. Bases 1 to 504 code for a protein of 167 amino acids. Lineage: Eukaryota; Fungi; Ascomycota; Eurotiomycetes; Verrucariales; Verrucariaceae. The transcript has a single exon.